Molecule: messenger RNA, 1968 nt
Organism: Microtus oregoni (creeping vole)
Lineage: Eukaryota; Metazoa; Chordata; Mammalia; Rodentia; Cricetidae
Gene: Pglyrp3
Product: peptidoglycan recognition protein 3
Exons: 8
Coding region: 189-1232 (347 amino acids)
Biological process (GO): peptidoglycan catabolic process
Molecular function (GO): N-acetylmuramoyl-L-alanine amidase activity; zinc ion binding
Source: RefSeq, a predicted model, not a curated record
UACAGAAAGCAAAGGCUGGAGGAGGAGACACCUGCAGAAGAAGGGGCAGGGACUGGAGGCCUCGGCUAAAGAAGGAAACAAACAGCCAAUAAGAGGAGACUGCACUCUGCUCUGCUGGGCUGGGACAACAGGAGGUCAGGUAUUUCCGAAUGGCUAGUACACCCCAGGACUGUUGGUAAGACUCGCUGAUGGGAUCCCGGGACCACCUGAAGAUGCUGCCCAGGCUCCUUGUUUUCUCUGCUCUCGGUCUCCUGGUGUGCGGCAGUCCUACCAUAGUUUCCCGGAAAGAGUGGGGGGCGAGCUCCCUCACCUGCAGUGUGCCGCUGAGCCUGCCCGUGGCCUACCUCAUCACAGAGCAGCUCAGCAGGAUGAAGUGCCGAGAUCAGGCCAGCUGCAGCCGAAUGGUGCGAGUCCUACAGUCCCAUUCCAUCUAUAACAAAGGCUGGUGUGAUGUGGCCUUCAACUUCCUGGUUGGGGACGAUGGCAAUGUGUAUGAAGGUGUCGGUUGGCAUGUCCAAGGCUUGCAUGCUCCAGGCUACAGUAAUGUCUCCCUGGGCAUUGCCUUCUUCGGCAGUAAAAUAGGCAACAGCCCCACUCCUGCCGCUUUAUCAGCUGCAGAGGACCUGAUCAACCAUGCCGUCCAGAAUGGCUACCUGUCACCCCAGUACAUCCAGCCACUGCUCUUAAAAGAAGAAACCUGCUUGAUUCCUCAACAUUCAGAGAUGCCCAAGAAAGCAUGCCCCAGUAUCACCCCACGGUCUGCGUGGGAAGCCAGAGAGACACACUGCUCUCAGAUGAACCUGCCAGCCAAAUUCGUCAUCAUCAUCCACACCGCGGGGAGAAGCUGCAAUGAGUCCGUGGACUGCUUGACUCGUGUCAGAGACAUACAGUCUUUUCACAUAGACCAUCAAGACUUCUGUGACAUUGCAUAUCACUUUCUAGUGGGCCAGGAUGGUGGAGUGUAUGAAGGAGUUGGCUGGAAUAUCGAAGGCUCUCACACCUAUGGAUACAAUGACAUUGCUUUAGGAAUUGCCUUCAUGGGAAACUUUGUAGAACAGCCACCAAAUGCAGCUGCCCUGAAAGCUGCCCAGGACUUGAUCCAGUGUGCUGUGGCAGAGGGGUACCUGAUUCCCGACUAUCUGCUAAUGGGCCACAGUGAUGUGUCCAACAUCCUGUCCCCUGGACAGGCACUGUAUGACAUCAUCAGGAAAUGGCCUCACUUCAAGCACUAAGAGAGGCCUCAAUCCCAUCUGAGGAUGCUCUUGGUCCUGAUGGGUACCCGUCCUUACCUCCCACCUUGGCUCGGCACCUCUGUCACGUCCUCUUUUCACUGUUUCUCUUAGUUUCCCCUUCUUGCAUCGCAAUUACAGCAUCUUCUCUUAUUCACAUCCUCUAAUGUCUCCCAAGCUUUGCACUUACGUUCUCAGGGUCUGGGUGCUGCUUCCUCUGUUCAACUUCCUCUCCAAAGGACGCCCACCUGCUCAGCCAGUGAGGCUCUUUCCCUUGUUAUCUGUCCCUUGUCUUGUAUGCAGUCAUCUAUGGUCUGUCUGGCAGCUCCAAUGCUCAUCCAUAGCCCAGCCCUCCUGCACAUACCCGACUUGUACAUGUUUGAAUACGCAUUGAAGGACUGAGAUUCCCCUCAGACAUAUCUAUUUUCCCCUGAGUUGUCGUAUUUUCCAGGACAGCAGCUGACAUUUCUUUGUCACUACAUAUCCCACGACAGUUCCUGAGCUGAGACUGAUACAUUGCAUGCUACAGAUGUUAGAUGUAAAAACAAACAAAAAACACAAAAAACCUGGAUGAAAGAGCUGAUCCCAGUCCCUUCCCGCCUGCCCACUUUCUUCAUCACUGCCCUGCUCGACAGGUCCAGCAGUCUACUGGCCCCUCCAGGAGACACAAGCUGGCUGCGGUCUCCUGUCUCCAGUCUUCUAUGCCUUGUCCACAAAGUACUUCAAAGACCAACCAAGC